GACAUCACCCUAAAAUCAGGAACCAGCAGCAGACUCACACACAUACCCAAAAAUAAAGAAGUAACAAACAGAAAGCCCGAUCCUUUUGGUCACGCUUGCUGUUAGGCUAACGUGCUACUUGCACUGUCUCUGUAGCCACUUUCUUUUAGGGGCCCUGGGAGAUAGCUGUGUGGCCCCCACUGGAUAAGGUGCGUGCUUCUGUGUGUGUGUACGAGAUCUUUGGUUUCAUUUGGUAAGAGGAAAUUUCGAGUUGUGCAAUGGCUCGGGGACAGUUUUGAAAGCCAUUGAGAAAGGGUUAGCGCAAAGAGCUAGAGUGAGCGAAGGGGAGAAGACUCCAUGUUGCCUUCAUUCAGAAUGGAGGGGUACAUCAUCCCACCUAAAAUAACCCGGACUGGCUGGAUGUCACAGACACCAUCUGAAUUUAAAGAUUACUGGGCACUUGUAAACAAAGAUCCAUCGGAAGAAAUGAUCUAUGAACCUGACAUCUAUCGGCCACCAAUGGAAUACCAAUACAUAAUCGAUGGAGAAGGCCAAAGUGAUCACACUUGGGAGUACAACCCCCACCCUAUCCACUCAGGAGACUUUGAGAAUCUGCCAGAGAGCCACUUCACGGAGCUGCAGAGUGUGCCACAGGUUCACCCGUCCAGCGUGCAUCAGCGCUUCAGUGAGAUAGAGUCCAGCCACUUUCUCGACCCCAGUCUGCCUGGACCCCACCUUGCCCUCUCCUCUCCACAGAUGACGUAUUUGCCCCGGCCGUCGGUGUGUUACCCCCACAGCGUGCAGCCCUCACCUCUCCUGCGGAGUUCAGAUGAUGACGACCCCGGCAGCCGUAGCCCACCGCUGGAGGUUUCCGAUGAAGAGUGUAUGAGGGACCACAUCAGCUCCACUACCGGAGUAGAACACGGAAACAAGAAGAAGAUUCGUCUGUAUCAGUUCCUGCUGGACCUUCUGCGAAACGGGGACAUGAAGGACAGCAUCUGGUGGGUGGACAGAGAAAAGGGAACUUUCCAGUUCUCUUCCAAACACAAAGAGGCUCUGGCCCACCGCUGGGGCGUGCAGAAGGGCAACCGCAAGAAGAUGACCUACCAGAAGAUGGCCAGGGCGCUGAGAAACUACGGCAAGACCGGAGAGGUCAAAAAGAUCAAGAAGAAGCUCACCUACCAGUUCAGCGGCGAGGUGCUCGGGAAGAGCCAUCUAGAUAGGAAGCUGUAUAUGUAAAGCGAUGGGAAAGAAAGAAAGGAAGAAAGAAAGAAAGGAAGACGACAGAGACUUGGUGCACGGAAGAUGAUCUCUUUCUGUUCAAGAGAGUUCUGCUCAUUUGGACUUCGAGCAUCACACUCUUUCGGUUGGCCGACCUUUCGUGUUUUCUUUAACAUUCCAUUUUAUAUUAUUCACCUUUGCAUUAAUGAAAUGAACUUUGUCUUUGAACUAUUAGCCCACAGAUCACAAGUCCAUUACAGGUGCAGGGCCACAUGUGAAAACAUUUCAUGUUUGCCACGUAUAAAAAAAGUCCUGAGGGUGAAGGUGAAAAUAAAUGUAAAGUAAAACGCAUAGUGAGUUAUAAAACUAAACCAAAUGGCUCUCAAGCAGGGGCAGUUGUUAACUUCUACGCUGAGCAUGAUGGGGGGAAAAAAAAUCACAAAAAUACAAAAGCAGAAGUGAAAACAAAUGACACAGGCUCACGCUGUACGGAAAAUACGGCACUUGUCUCGUCUGGCCAGCACACACUGGGUGACUUUUAGUCUCUGUUUUUACCCUCCCAGCAAGGGUGCUUUUCUUAACAACACUUAAAAAUAAAGGUUACUAAAUGGUUCUUAGCUCAGAUGUACGGUUCUAGGAAACCUUUAGUUGGCAUAGAAUUUUUGCAUUAUGUAGAGGUUCUUUAAAGGGCCUAUAUUCUUUUUUGUGUGUAUUAUAUUUUAUUUUUUUUCCCAGAGAUUGACUUAUAAUCUUUGUAUGGUAUUAAGUAAAACAGCCCUUAUUCAUGUUUCAUGCCAACCCCUAUUUAUCUCUUCAGAAUUAAACAGGCUGUUUUUAUUACUGUGCUUUUAAAACUGAUGUAUUUAAAAGAACUCUGUUCUGAUUG
Molecule: messenger RNA, 2086 nt
Organism: Colossoma macropomum (tambaqui)
Lineage: Eukaryota; Metazoa; Chordata; Actinopteri; Characiformes; Serrasalmidae
Gene: spi1b
Product: Spi-1 proto-oncogene b
Exons: 6
Coding region: 337-1218 (293 amino acids)
Biological process (GO): regulation of transcription by RNA polymerase II; cell differentiation
Cellular component (GO): nucleus
Molecular function (GO): DNA-binding transcription factor activity, RNA polymerase II-specific; sequence-specific DNA binding
Source: RefSeq, a predicted model, not a curated record